Messenger RNA from Chelonus insularis, 2587 nucleotides. Its product is annotated as A disintegrin and metalloproteinase with thrombospondin motifs 2-like. Gene Ontology annotation, biological process: proteolysis; extracellular matrix organization. Gene Ontology annotation, cellular component: extracellular matrix. The record is from RefSeq and is a predicted model, not a curated record. The transcript is spliced from 12 exons. The coding region runs from base 107 to 2587 and encodes 826 amino acids. Gene Ontology annotation, molecular function: metalloendopeptidase activity. NCBI's taxonomy places the organism in Eukaryota, Metazoa, Arthropoda, Insecta, Hymenoptera, Braconidae.
AAACCAAUCUCGAAAUGGAUUAACUCAAGAGAAUGUUUCAUCUCUAAGCUAUUUUACUAGUGAAGUAAAAAAAGAAGCAAAACCUGUUAUAAUAGAUGAAGUUCAGAUGCCACAACCAGCACAAUGGCUUGAGUUAGGAGUCGCUGUUGAUUACUCAGUAAUAGAAUUUCAUGGUGAAAGGAUUCAACAAUAUAUUUUUGCUCUUCUGAAUAUAGUAAGAGCAAUUUAUAGAGACCCUUCUCUUGGAGCAAAUUUGACAAUUGUAAUUGUUAGAAUAAUAUUCUACAUUGAUAAAGAUAAUAAAAUGAUUUAUCAGGGAAAUGCACGCACAUCGUUAGAAAAUGUCAACAAGUGGAAUCGCAAAAUCCUUUCUUCAAGUAAUAAGCUUCACGACGUGGCAGUUUGGUUGACAAGACUAGACAUCGGCGGACCAUCAGGAUAUGCUCCAGUUUCUGGUGCUUGUGAUCCUUCACGAUCUUGUGCCUUAAAUCGUGAUGAGGGUCUGACAAGUGCUUUUAUUAUCGCUCAUGAAAUAGCUCAUAUUUUAGGAUUAACCCACGACGGAGAUGAUGCAAGUGACAACUCCUGUAGCUAUGAAGCCUCUGAAGGAAGUAUUAUGGCACCUGUUGUAUCUGCGACAUUCCAUAGAUUUCACUGGUCACCUUGCUCGAGAAAAGAAUUUUAUCAUCGAUCAAAACAAUGGGAAUGCAUGAAUAACCCACCAAGCUUUAAUAAUUCGACUCAUUUAAAAACAACUCUACGUGAUACUUUUACAAUGGAUGAACAAUGUCGGAUGGAAUUUGGCGAUGGAUAUGAACUGUGUAAAAGAUUGAAUCUUCCAGGAAUAUGUAUUCAUCUAUGGUGUGCUCACAAAGAUGAAAAUCAAAUGUGUAAAACAAAAAAAGGACCACCUUUGGAAGGAACGCAAUGUGACAAAGAUAAAUGGUGUAUUAAUGGAUAUUGUGAAACAGUGGACCACAAUAUAUUUACCCUUGGUUCUUCCAUUAACAAUUUAGUGGACAGUAAAUGGAGUCCAUGGAGCUUAUGGAGCAAAUGCUCAGUUACGUGUGGGAUUGGCGUUCAGAUUCGUCGCCGGCAGUGUAAUAAUCUCACACCUUUUUCUGAUGGCAGAGAUUGCGAUGGAAAUAGCACAGAUUUCCGGAUUUGUAAAGAAAAAGACUGUCCACAAAUAAUAGAUCUACGAAGUGAACAAUGUUCUCAACUUGCCAAUAUAAUAAAAGAUAAAACACCAUCAAGAAAAAAUCAAGUCACUUGGUUACCAUACGAACAUGAAGAUAAGAGCCUUAAAUGUCGACUAACUUGUAGGAACGUUGAAACUAAGGAAAUUUACAUUAGCAAUGAUUUCCUCAUUGAUGGUACUCGGUGUUCUUACGACUCAACGAAUAUUUGUAUUCAAGGCAAAUGUCAUUUGAUGGGCUGUGACAAUGUGUUGUAUUCAAAAAAAGGUCUUGAUCAGUGUGGGAUUUGUGAUGGAGACAAUUCCACAUGUAUCAGUGUUAGUAACAAGUUUCAACGUAGAAUUCGGCGAGCAACUACACGAGUAGUAAUCGUGCCUCCAGCAUCAUAUGAUAUCUUGGUAAGCAUAAAGACAAUUCCGAUGCCUCUUGAAUACGAAAGCUCUAAAAUAGUGUUUCGCGAUGCACAAAGACAUAAACACGAGAUAAGUUUAAACUUACAAAGUUACGUUACUGUGAUGAUAGUUGAAGGAACGAAGUUUAAAAUACAGAAGAAUGACAAUCAAUACGAAAUUACUGGAAGAGGACCCACUCUGGCAACUGUAACAAUUUCACUGAAAAUUCCCAAGUAUGAAGUGAAGAAGAGUUUGAUAAUUUUAGUCAGCUUUCGUUAUAUGACUAAUCGUGAAAAUGAAGAUAGCAACAAUAAAUAUUCAUGGAUUUCUGGAGGAUGGAGUCCUUGUUCUCAUUCUUGCGGAGGUGGAGUACGCUAUCGGACAGUAGCUUGCAGGAAUGAACAAGAUGGAAGAAUUGUUAAUAAUAAGAAAUGUUCAUUGGUUUCAAAACCUACUCAAGAAAUGGAGAAAUGCAAUACUUUUAGUUGUCAAUUCAAAUGGAUUACUGGCAUGUGGGAAGGUUGUACCAAAACAUGUGGUGCGUCAGGUGUUCAACAGAGACAAAUUUAUUGUGUGCAUUCAUCAUUUCCUGAUAAUUACGUAACGAAUGAUAAUAAAAAGAAAAUUUAUCAAGUUAUGGUACCACCAGAUCUCUGUAAUCAAUAUCAACUUCCCAAAAAUCAGCAAGAAUGUAAUAGAAUUCCUUGCCAAGGCAACUGGCUUUUUACAGAUUGGUCGCCUUGCACUCGAUCAUGUGCUAAAGGAAUACAGUCACGAAUGGCUCGUUGUGUGCCUCCAGAAGCUGAAAAUUUAUUUACUUGCAAUGGUACAGCUCCCAACGAGCUGAGAACUUGUAAAAAUUCGGAACACAGUCCAGUUGUUUGUGAAAAAAAUUGCAAAAGAAACAAAAGUCGGUAUUGCGUUAUACCAAAUCUUAAAAAGUAUUGCAUCAUUCCUGAAUUUUAUAAACGAUGCUGUCGAACGUGUUUAAAUUAA